Molecule: messenger RNA, 2340 nt
Organism: Trichomycterus rosablanca
Lineage: Eukaryota; Metazoa; Chordata; Actinopteri; Siluriformes; Trichomycteridae
Product: zinc finger protein 850-like
Exons: 3
Biological process (GO): regulation of transcription by RNA polymerase II
Cellular component (GO): nucleus
Molecular function (GO): RNA polymerase II transcription regulatory region sequence-specific DNA binding; DNA-binding transcription factor activity, RNA polymerase II-specific
Source: RefSeq, a predicted model, not a curated record
CAGUGUGGGAAGAGCUUCAGGUACCAGAGUGAACUCAAAGUACACGAGCGCAUUCACACUGGAGAGAAACCGUAUCAGUGCUCACAGUGUGGGAAGAGCUUUAAGUUCCAGUGUCAUCUUAAAACCCACCAGCGCAUUCACACUGGAGAGAAACCGUAUCAGUGCUCACAGUGUGGAAAGAGUUUUAAUCAACAGAGUAAUCUCAACAAACACCAGCGCAUUCACACUGGAGAGAAACCACAUCAGUGCUCACAGUGUGGAAAGAGCUUUAAAUUCCAGAGUGAUCUCAAAAUACACCAGCGCAUUCACACUGGCGAGAAACCUUAUCAGUGCUCACAGUGUGAAAAGAGUUUUAAUACUCAGAGUAAUUUCAGAAUACACCAGCGUAUUCACACUGGAGAGAAACCUUAUCAGUGCUCACAGUGUGGGAAGAGUUUUAAUACUCAGAGUAAUUUCAGAAUACACCAGCGCAUUCACACUGGAGAGAAACCGUAUCAGUGCUCACAUUGUGGGAAGAGCUUCAGAUUACAGAAUGAUCUCAAAGUACAUCAGCGCAUUCACACUGGAGAGAAACCACAUCAGUGCUCACAGUGUGGGAGGAGCUUUAGGUUCCAGAGUGAACUCAAAGUACACCAGCGCAAUCACACUAAAGAGAAACCGUAUCAGUGCUUACAUUGUGGUAAGAGUUUUAAUCACCAGGGUAAUCUCAAAACACACCAGCGCAUUCACACUGGAGAGAAACCACAUCAGUGUUUACAGUGUGGAAAGAGUUUUAAUCAGCAGGCUAAUCUCAAAAUACACCAGCGCAUUCACACUGGAGAGAAACCAUAUCAGUGCUCACAGUGUGGUAAGAGUUUUAAUCACCAGGGUAAUCUUAAAGCACACCAGCGCAUUCACACUGGAGAGAAACCACAUCAAUGCUCACAGUGUGGAAAGAGCUUCAGUUUCCAGAGUGAACUCAAACUACACCAGCUCAUUCACACUGGAGAUAAACCAUACCAGUGCUCACAGUGUGGGAAGAGUUUUAAUACACAGAGUGAUCUCAGAAUACACCAGCGCGUUCACACAGGAGAGAAACCGUAUUAUUGCUCACAUUGUGAGAAGAGUUUUAGUACACAGAGUUAUCUCAACAAACACCUGCGCAUUCACACUGGAGAUAAACCGUAUCAGUGCUCACAGUGUGGGAAGAGUUUUAAUCAACAGAGUCAUCUCAAACAGCACCAGCGCAUUCACACUAGAGAGAAACCAUAUCAAUGCUCACAGUGUGGGAAAAGUUUUAAUGCACAGAGUACUCUUAAAAAACACCAGCGCAUUCACACUGGAGAGAAACCGUAUCAGUGCUCACAGUGUGGGAAGAGUUUUAUUAGACAGAGUCAUCUUAAAAUACACCAGCACAUUCACACUGGAGAGAAAAUGUGUCAGUGCUCACAGUGUGGGAAAAGUUUUACUGCACAGUCAUAUCUCAAUAUACACCAGCGCAUUCACACUGGAGAGAAACUGUAUCAGUGCUUACAGUGUGGGAAAAGUUUUACUGCACAGGCAUAUCUCAUUAUACAUCAGCGCAUUCACACUGGAGAGAAACCGUAUCAGUGCUCACAGUGUGGGAAGAGCUUCAGGUACCAGUGUGAUCUCAAACGACACCAGCGCAUUCACACUGGAGAUAAACCGUAUCAGUGCUCACAGUGUGGGAAGAGCUUUAAUCAACAGAGUCAUUUCAAACAUCACCAGCGCUUUCACACUGGAGAGAAACCGUAUCAGUGCUCACAGUGUGGGAAGAGUUUUAAUCAACAGGCUAAUCUCAAAUUACACCAGCGCAUUCACACUGGAGAGAAACCGUAUCAGUGCUCACAGUGUGGGAAGAGUUUUACUCAACAGGGUGUUCUCAAAGAUCACCAGCGCAUUCACACUGGACAGAAACCUUAUCAGUGCUCACAGUGUGGGAAAAGUUUUACUGCACAGGCAUAUCUCAUUAUACAUCAGCGCAUUCACACUGGAGAGAAACCAUAUCAGUGUUCACAUUGUGGGAAAAGUUUUGCUUUACAGAAUGUUCUGAAAAUUCACCAGCGCAUUCACACUGGAGAGAAACCGUAUCAGUGCCCACAGUGUGGGAGCAGUUUUAAUAGACAGAGUAAUCUCAACAAACACCAGCGCAUUCACACUGGAGAGAAACCGUAUCAGUGCUUACAGUGUGGGAAGAGUUUUAUUACACAGAGUGAGCUCAACAUACACCAACGCAUUCACACUGGAGAGAAACCAUAUCAGUGCUCACAGCGUGGGAAGAGUUUUAAUACUCUGAGAGGUCUCCAAAAACACCAACGCAUUCACACAAAAACCUGGUGA